UUUCAAUUCAAAGCAUCUUAUAACAAUAAUAUAUCCAUUUUAGUAUCGGAAGUAUUUGAUACAACUGAAAGCAAUAAAUACACUACUUUUGCUACAACUCAACAUUACACCACAGACACAGAUUAUUUUCUGAAUCAAACGGAAACCUCCAUGUUUAGCAAACGAAUAGAUUCAGAAUUUUUAUAUGAUGAUAAUAAAGAAGAAAGAUUUCAAUUUCCAAAUUAUAUUGAGGAUGUCCAAGAUAAUUUAUUAAAGCAUAAUCAUGGCUCUUUCAAAAGUAAACUUAAUAUUUUAUUGGAUUUAAAGAAUAACCUUCUUUACAACAUAAAAAAUAAGAUAAAUAGGUUAUGGCCGAUUAAGCCAGAAGGAAGACAAGCUAAACACCUCGAAAAAGAAGAUGAUUAUCACAUGGAUUUCCCAUCAAACGAGGGUGCAUUAAUGACGAUUGGGUUUUUAACAUUUGCCGUUUUUCUAAUAAAACUAGUUUUGAAAUUAAUCACAACGCUUAGAGAUAAGAAUAAUGUUAUGACAACAACGGCCGCUCCGGGUACAGUCCUAUUUGGAAAAAAGAAACGAGAUGUUGCAUACGAAGAAGAAAUUCGUAUUUUAAGGCAUAUAAAUGAAUUUAAAUAUCAAUAGAAUUUGUUUUUCAAAACUCAGCUGAUUUUAGAUACUAGGUGAUAUAAAAAUAUGUUGUCCAAAUUAGACAUUUACACCCGUAGUAAAUUGAGCAUUUGUUGGGGGGAAGUAGAGCUUUAACUGGAAUUAUAUGAAACUACUUAUAAUA
Molecule: messenger RNA, 787 nt
Organism: Onthophagus taurus
Lineage: Eukaryota; Metazoa; Arthropoda; Insecta; Coleoptera; Scarabaeidae
Source: RefSeq, a predicted model, not a curated record